AAAUAUUGCGAGUAAAUAAUGGCUGAUAGUCAAUUAAAUAUGCUAGUGGUUAUUUAUUUGCAAAUGAAUUUAUAAGAAUAUUUCAAAUUUUAUUCGUUCACCAUGAUAACAGAUGCAAACGUGUCUUAUGCGGCUGCCUCUGUUUGAUGCAUGUCCAUAAAGUGAUAAAGUGGGGAUUCGGUUGUAAACAUUGUACUUGUUGGCUCGGAAAGAAUGUUUCCACUGCCAAAAAUGAGUGGAGAACUGAUGUUUCUAACCAAGAUUUGUUUCAUAUUACUUAUACUGGUGGUUUUAUACGGGCUUGCCAAGGCUGAUAAAGAAAAUAUAAUUGAAGGUCCUGAUGCUUUUGAGUUUGGAAUUGCCUCUGAGGCAAAUAAAACAACUCAGAGAAGUCUGUCAAAAUUAGAUUUAAGAAGCAUCCUUAUCAUUAUUAGAAGUCAGCAUUACAAGUAUCACAAACGAAAAGCUAUAGAACUGAAAAAGAAUCUUCUGUACCAGGCAGAGCAACUAAAUGGAGAGAAAAAUAAAUUAGAUGUCCUAAUGACACAUGAAAAUUGGUGUCCAUAUGGCUCUUGGACAAUAUUACCAAUCAUCAAAAUUAUUUCUAGGGAUUACUCAAAAGGAAAGAAGUGGGUGUUUUUCUGUGAAGAUACAACAGAAGUGAAUCUUGAAAAACUGCUGCAGGUUUUGGAGUCAUACCAAGAUAAUAAGGAAUGGUUUCUUGGCCAUGCAUUAAGAGACACAGAACCAGCCAUUAUUCACCACUUUGCUUUCUUUGAAGACCCUUCAAAGUUUUCGUUCCCCAAUUUUUGGGCAGGAUGGGCAAUAUCAACUCCAUUGCUAAAUUGGUUGCAAAAACGGUUGGAAGAGGAUAAACCCACAAUGGACUUCUCUAUCGAUGUUCAGCAUGAGAUCGCAAUGUAUAUUUAUAAAAAAGGCAAAGGAUUUAACUUGACAAAUGUCAAAGAAUUCUGUAUCAACAAACCUCUUCAGGACUCCUCCUGUGCUACAACUGUAAACAAACAAACUCCUAACUGUGGCCAGGUUUCCAGUGAUGACAUACUGGUCAGUGUAAAAACAUGUGAAAAGUUUCAUGAAGAAAGACUGCCGAUUAUUCUUAAGACUAUUGGCAGAAAAGCAAAGCACAUUAAAUACUACAGCGAUAAAGCAGAUACUAAGAUACCUACUGAAUUCAUUGGGGUGAAAAACACCGAGAGUGGACACUGUACAAAGCUUUAUAACAUUAUUAUGAAGGCACACACGGAAGAAGGUUUAAAGACAAAGCCUUGGCUUGUGAUUAUAGACGAUGACACGAUCAUAAGCUUUUCUCGGCUACAACGAGCACUAGCGUGCUACGACCCAAAGGAUCCAAUUCUGUUAGGAGAAAGGUAUGGAUAUGGGAUCAAUUAUAACUCGUUUGGUUAUGAGUACAUUACCGGAGGAGGAGGAAUGAUUCUUAGUCGUCGUGGCAUAGAAUUACUGGUAAAAAGUGGUUGCCGCUGUUCGUCCGAUGAUUCCCCGGAUGAUAUGUGGCUAGGCAUGUGUUUCAGGAAUAUGGGCAUUCCCUCAGUACAUAAUCCUUCCUUCCAUCAGGCCCGGCCGUCCGAAUAUGUCCCAGAAUUGCUGCAGCAUCAAUAUUUGGUUUCUUUUCAUAAACAUUAUUUAAUUGAUCCAAUGAAUGUUUAUAAACAGUAUUUGAAAGAUGAUUGAAUAGCAUUGUCUUUGAAAUGAAUACAGCCAAAGUAACCCGUUAAGAUUCCAAAGAAAAUGAGUAUGUUCGGUAAGAAAAAUGUUGCUCUACUCCGAAAUAAGUUAAUUUAUCGUUAGAUUUUGAGUCAGCUCUGCAUUGACGUUAAACCUUUUGAUUGUUCGAAAUACUGUUAGGUUAACCCAGUUUUAUUUGAAAUUUUAAAAUUCCUUAGCCUUUUUUGACCAUUCCUCAUAUCUGAAAAAUCCUUUGUUUUUAUACCUUAGAAUGCGUGUCAGGUAUUGAAAACAGCCUUUUCUAUUUUUUCGGUUUUAUCUCCAAAACAGAAACUCAGUUUAGAACUGCAAAAUCAGAGACUAGCUAAACAUCAAGAGCUUUUCAAUAUCCUACACGAAAACAGUUUAACCAGUCUACUGUGCUUAAAUAUCUUAUGCAUGUGUAACCCCAAACUCGAUGAUAUUUGAAGAACAAGGUGCCAUGUAAGCAUAAAAUCUUUAAGCAGACUUGCAGCGCAGUACUAUGUCAAGCUAAAACCCCAAAAUUCACACGCCUGAUGAGUUAAUCUGACAACUGGUCCAGUAUUCAACUCUUUUGAUGAGUUAAAAAUUGACAUCGUUCAUUUCCGUACCCAUCCGUCCCAUUUCAAUACUUUUUCCCAUGGUCCUUUUCUCUCCUCCGAUUAAUCCUGGUGACGCAGUUUCCCAAAAAAGUCUUAUUAAUAGACAUUGUCAUGAUACAUUAAUAAUACCAUUACGAAAGCUUCUAUUAAUUAUUAUGAAAAUUCCUAUUGGGCUAUUUUAUGUUGUUGUGUAUAUGUGUUUCAAAAACAGAAUUAAUUGUUAAUAGCGUGACAAGGUACUCUGUCAAAGCAUAUAUCUAAUGUUUUGCGUUUAAAUUAACUAUUAUUGAAUCAAGCUAUCUAUAUUUUUAAUUUAGAGGAAUAUUGUUCCAGCUCAUAGUAGAGUAUAUUUAUUUCAAAAUAAGAUCUGGGCUGCGUUUUAAGAA
Molecule: messenger RNA, 2713 nt
Organism: Rhopilema esculentum
Lineage: Eukaryota; Metazoa; Cnidaria; Scyphozoa; Rhizostomeae; Rhizostomatidae
Product: beta-1,3-glucosyltransferase
Cellular component (GO): membrane
Molecular function (GO): glycosyltransferase activity
Source: RefSeq, a predicted model, not a curated record